UAACAACAAACAUGUUCAACAAUCAACAAAUGAAUAUGUUCAAUUUAACAGAAAGAAUGUGAAUUUUCUUUAGUUUCUUUUAACUUUUGCAAGACGUACAGGAUAAGAAAUAUAUUUUUCACGACUUCUCGUUUAUCAGGAAUCUGGCCAUGAAGUAAUACCAUUUUGACACUACCUGAUUCUAUAGAUAUCCUGAAUUAACCAUGGAUAACUGCCUUGCGUCAUUUGCGACCAUUAACCCCCCAGAAUGCCUGGCAAGAGAACGACAAAUGAAAGAUCUUUCUCAAGGAGAAAAUCUGGACCACAGUGCCUUUCUACCUGUCAGGUCAAAUGAUCAACAAUUUGAAGAUAAUGUUUCAAACAAUCUGAUUGGUGCCUUAUCGAUGACAGGAACCAUUCACCAUCCAGAUAACUUAGUCAGUAUGGAAAUCCCAUUCUUUUGGUGUAAUUAUUGUGAUUUUAAUACUGUUCAAAAAAAUGAAUUAUUGAAACAUUUGCAGUUACAUUGCUUUCGCUGCAAGUAUUGUAGUUACGAAGUAUUAACAAGAGGGGAAGUUAUCAAACAUAUACUAAAGUGCCACAGAGAAGAAAUAACAAAUGAACUUUUGUUUUGUUAUUUUGUCAAACAUCAGGAAAAUCCAAAUCCGAAUCCACCUGAAGAAACCCUGACAAGUUCACAUGGUGUGAAAAGGAUUGCUGAAAAAAUGGCUGAUAGUACCUGUAUUCCUAAUGACAUUAUUAAGAAAAUCAAAAUAGAAAAGGAUGAUAUUAAUUUACAAAUAUCGGCAAAUGACACAUUUCUCAAAAAUCCAACAAACAAUCAGUUACAAAUUUGUAAGGAAUCAGUAAAGAACAUCAGUCAAGCGACUUUUACAUCUACUAAGCAAGCACAUGAAUAUUCAAACCCAGCAUUGCCAUCAAACACAAUUAUUUGUGAUUUGAACAACUCCAACUCAAAUGAGAUGUCAUCAAACAAUCCUGAUCAUUCAUCCCCGUCAGUUUUAAGAAGUAUUCUUACGAAAAAUGUUUUAAAAAAUGUUGCUGCCCAGAGAAUGAAUAAUACUACAGGGGAUGUAACUCCCAACAACAAUUUGUCUCCAACUAAUAAUAAGACAAGUUUUACUCCAGAAAUUAUCCACCCUCAUGUUAACGUUUCUGUGAAAAGUGAAAUUCUGGAAAAUCCUCAUCCAGUUAUUAAAAUAGAAAUAGACGAUGAUUCCUACUCUAAUUCACUGGGUUACGUUCCGAAGACCGUAUCACUAGGAGAAAAUAUAAAUCAGUUUAACCAGGAAUACCCCAGUUAUGACGUUUCAUGUAAUAAUUCAACAAUGGCCUCCGGUAACGAUCAUUCACCUUCUCAUUAUCUUAGUAUACUAAAAGAUAUUUCAUCCACAGAGUCUGACCAUAAUUCACAUCAAUCUAACAUAUCUAAAGAAACAACAAUGGCUCCCAAUGCAUCAUGCUCUAAUAACACAAAUAGUCGUGAAAGUUCUCCGCCUGCCAAUGUAUUACAUCUGCCUAUUUUACGAACCAUGCUCACAUCUUCAGAUCUAAAAUUGCCUAGACAUCCUAGAAAAAACAAAAAUUCUGUUGCAGAAAUUGAAAAUGGCGAUGAUUCCAGUAUGGAUAGUGUUUCUGAUGACGACACAGAGGACGCCGAUUAUUGUCCGAAUAGUUCCGAGGAGGACGAAGUAUCGGGAAAGAUGAGCCAUCAUCUUCGAAGAAAGAGCAAGGAAAUUGUUGCAGCAUUUGCGUGUUUGAAUUGUGAAAAUGGUCGAGGGAUGUUUAAAAAAGCAAAAGAACAUCUACUGGCAAAACAUACACAUACAAAUCUUAUUCUUAAAGACGUUGCAAAAAAUACAUUUGUGUAUAUUUGUCCAACUAGAGAUUGUAAUUUCAAGGAUUCCAAAUUUACUGCUUUCAUUGCACAUUUGGAAUCGUGUGGAGUUUUUGACUUGAAAACAAUCCAAGAUGGUGCGAUGGGUAGGAAAAUACAAUUGUUGGUGUUGAAAACUUUUCAGAGUCUUUUAAAAACGGCCAUAAUUGAUUGGCUUUAUGCUUGUUCGGUAUGUGCCAAAACAUUCCAGAACUUAAAUGACGCACAGUGUCACAAAGUUCAAACACACCCAAAUUGUUUUGAUAAAAAAAGUUUGUUUAAAUCGUACGACGUAACUGGAAAAAUAGUCAUAUUAUGUAUGCACUGUUUGUCUGAAAUAGAAGUGACAGAAUGGCCGAACUUGUCUCUUCAAGACUGUAGUCAACAUCAGAACUAUUGUUCCCAGAAAAACUCUUCUCAGUCUGUCGCUGCUUCCCAUAGUCACUCGCCUAAAAUUUAUCAUAAUCAAAAUACCUCAAACCCCGAUCAUACCCCCCAACUUCGGGCAAUUUUACAAAAGAGUCCCCAGUUACCAGGUAAUAAUAAUAGACAGGGAGGUGCUACAGACGAGGAUUUACCAGCGUCCAGGAUGUUACAGUGGUUAAUAUCAGAGGGUAGUAGAAUGAUGCAUUUCCUAAAAGAAUAAAUAGGUGAUUUCAUACAGGUCCUCUCUUAUAUCUAAUAUAUCAGUGGUAAUCGGGUCUAGAAAAAUACAAAUCAAUGCUGGUCAAAAUGAUGAGGUACAUGUACCAGAGGGAUUGUAACUGACCGAGUCACAAUUUGUGCCCGACAAUAUCUGUGACAAGUGUCUAAUUUUCAGGCUUAGUGUUAAUGUAAAAUAAAAUCUAAGGUUCCACUGUGAAUUGUAAUAUUUUGAUAAAAUCUAAAGCUCAAAAUACUUCAAAUGUACUUAUAUAGAUAUUAAUAGGUAAAUGGUUCAAGUUGGGGAGUGGGAUUGCCCAAUAAAGAAAUAUUAAUAAUUGGGUGAUAAUUUGUGAUAUUAUUUACUUCUAUCAAAUGUUAUAAUUUACAAGUAUUGUACAAUGUAAAUAUUUAUCUCAACACAAAGUUUAUAAGAUAUAUAAAAUAGUUUUUAUUAUC
Patella vulgata (common limpet) is the source of this 2977-nucleotide messenger RNA. RefSeq lists its product as uncharacterized. Lineage: Eukaryota; Metazoa; Mollusca; Gastropoda; Patellidae. The transcript is spliced from 2 exons. Bases 204 to 2522 code for a protein of 772 amino acids. The record is from RefSeq and is a predicted model, not a curated record.